GAGUGUCACCUAGGGGCUUGGGGACAUGGAGGGUCUUUUCCAAACUUCUUCAAUUAUCCUUAACAGGCAGCUUCCCCACACAACAGCUCCACUGUGAACAGCCUGAUUUUUAGCAAACUCUACAUUAAGGAACAGCCCGGUCCCCAUAGUCAGGAAACAUUGUGCAAAUUGAGGAUUCCUUGCCAAAGGGAAGUCGUGAGGUCUCCAGCUAGCUGCCGCCGCCGCUAAAUGGGAGCCCCGCUUCCCCCUGGGGGAGCAUUUCUGCUGGCUCCAGGGCUUUGACCACCUAUAAAGCUUAGCAAUGGGAAGUAAAGAAACCCUCAAGGAGGAAGCCUUCUUGGGCAGCACAGAAGACGGAGCCGACUUUGACCAAGACAUGCUCCCUGUGAUGGAGACCUUUGAAAUCAAUGAUCCGGUGCCCAAGAAGAGAAAUGGAAGGACCUUGUGCAUGGCAGUCAUGGCCAUCCACCUGAUUCUGCUCACAGCAGGUACUGCCCUGCUGCUGAUUCAAGUUCUCAAUCUGCAGGAGCAGUUCCAGAGCCUAGAGAUGUGUUGUGACAAUGGAACACUAGCUGCUGAGGACAAGCCAUUCUUCUCUCUGCAGUGGGCACGUCCCAAAACACACAUAGUAUCAGGAGCACAGGGGCUGCAAGCCUUGCAGGCCCAGCUUAGCUGGGUCCACACCAGCCAGGAGCAACUGCGUCAGCAAGUUGACAACCUCACUCAAAAUCCAGAGUUGUUCCGGAUUAAAGGUGAACGAGGCUCUCCAGGUCCAAAAGGGGCCCCGGGCGCACCGGGAAUCCCAGGCCUGCCUGGGCCAUCUGCUGCGAAGGGAGAAAAGGGGGCUGCGGGUCGUGACGGAACUCCAGGUGUCCGAGGACCCCAGGGCCCACCAGGCACCAAGGGAGAGGCAGGCCUCCAGGGAUUCACGGGUGCACCAGGGAAGCAAGGAGCAGAUGGUGCUCCAGGGCCUCAAGGAGAAAAGGGCAGCAAAGGUGACAAAGGUCUCACUGGCCCCAAGGGGGAACACGGCACCAAGGGGGACAAAGGGGACCUAGGCCUUCCAGGAAGCAAAGGGGACACGGGCAUGAAGGGAGACAGGGGGGUCACGGGGUCCCCUGGAGCCCAGGGAAAUAAAGGCGAUGCUGGAAAACCAGGCCUACCAGGUUUGGCUGGAUCUCCUGGAGCCAAAGGUGAUCAAGGAAAACUUGGAGUGCAGGGUCCUCCAGGCCCUCCUGGUGCACCAGGACAAUCAGGUGCCAAGGGUGAGCCGGGGCGCACUGGUCCUCCUGGGCCAACAGGACCCCCAGGGAUUGCCGGUAAUCCAGGGGCUGCAGGUUUGAAAGGAAGCAAGGGGGACAUAGGAAUUCAAGGACAGAAAGGCACAAAAGGAGAAUCAGGAGUCCCAGGUCUUGUAGGCAGAAAGGGAGACACUGGAAGCCCUGGGCUGGCAGGCCCCAAAGGAGAACCUGGACGAGCCGGUCUGAAGGGAGAACCUGGGAUGAAAGGGUCUUCUGGCCAGCAAGGACAAAAGGGAGAAAAAGGUCAAAAAGGCGAUUUCAACCUGGUUGUCCGGAUCGUGGGCGGCACCAGCAGAGGCCGAGCUGAAGUUUACUAUAACAAUGUCUGGGGGACAAUUUGCGAUGAUGGUUGGGAUAAUAACGAUGCCACUGUCUUCUGCCGCAUGCUCGGUUACUCCAGCGGGAGGGGACUUGGCAGCUUUGGAGGUGGCACUGGGAAGAUCUGGCUGGAUGAUGUGAGUUGUCUGGGGACAGAGGCCACUUUGUGGGACUGCAGGAAGAGCUCCUGGGGCUCUCACAAUUGCAACCAUAAUGAAGAUGCAGGAGUGGAAUGCCGCUGACCUGGGAGCCUGAGAAGUCAUCCGUGUGUUCCCAGGUGUCUUUGGGCACCACCCACAUGGAGAUCUGUGGGCUUGCUGACUCUGUUGAGGGGAAACCAAUAAAGCUCAACUAGGGAUAUGC
This is a messenger RNA of Rattus norvegicus (Norway rat), 1982 nucleotides long. RefSeq names its product macrophage receptor with collagenous structure (gene Marco). The transcript has 17 exons. Bases 302 to 1861 code for a protein of 519 amino acids. Gene Ontology annotation, cellular component: membrane. The record is from RefSeq and is marked provisional. Gene Ontology annotation, molecular function: G protein-coupled receptor binding. Gene Ontology annotation, biological process: endocytosis. NCBI's taxonomy places the organism in Eukaryota, Metazoa, Chordata, Mammalia, Rodentia, Muridae.